Messenger RNA from Bufo gargarizans (Asiatic toad), 11594 nucleotides. It is a transcript of the gene PIEZO2, whose product is annotated as piezo type mechanosensitive ion channel component 2. Gene Ontology annotation, cellular component: plasma membrane. The transcript is spliced from 53 exons. Bases 337 to 8655 code for a protein of 2772 amino acids. Lineage: Eukaryota; Metazoa; Chordata; Amphibia; Anura; Bufonidae. Gene Ontology annotation, molecular function: mechanosensitive monoatomic ion channel activity; monoatomic cation channel activity. Gene Ontology annotation, biological process: regulation of membrane potential; cellular response to mechanical stimulus; detection of mechanical stimulus. The record is from RefSeq and is a predicted model, not a curated record.
GAGGAAAGGGUCAGGACAGCGGAGAGGAGAGGCAGGGUGCACAUGAAGAGCUCCUGAAUCCUCGGAGAGGUCCUCACUGCCAGGUCGCCUGCUGUACCCAUGCUGCAUGUGGCCGGGGCUGGGAGGCUGCUGCCACCAAGUGCAGUCUCUGUACUUCCACAACUCGCCCUGACUGCAGCAGGAUGGUGGAGACGAGCUGAGUGUGACGAGGAGUCCGGGGGGACAUGCUCCUGACUUACCCGCUGGUCAAUGCCCUUAUGCCUUGGCUGGACUGAGGGAACUUCCUAGCUGGCGCCGACUACUUCUUACCUUCUUUCAUCGUGAGUCCCAGAAGCCAUGGCAUCAGAGACGGUGUGCGGGCUCGUCUUCAGGUUACUGCUGCCGGUCUGCCUGCUUGUGGCAUGUAUGUUCCGGUACAAUGGAAUAUCAUUCGUCUACCUCAUUUACCUCUUGCUUAUUCCUUUAUUUUCGGAACCAACCAAGAUAACAAUGCAAGGACAUACGGGACGGUUAUUAAAAUCCUUAUGUUUCACCAGUCUUUCCUUCCUGUUAAUGCACAUCAUCUUUCAAAUAACAAUAAAUAGCUUGGAGGCCAGAAAGAUAAUAAACCCUUAUUUUAACUGCACAACAUGGGAGAGAACACUUCGACAGAUAGGUUUUGAAAGUGUAAAGGGAGCAGAUGCUGGCAAUGGAAUCCGAGUCUUUGUACCGGACAUUGGGAUGUUUAUUGCCAGUUUGGCCACUUGGCUGUUUUGCAAAAAACUUGUCCAGAAUUCAGUGACUGAGGAAGAUGCACAGUACAAUGCACAGUUUGUGAAUGAAGAAUUGACAAUGGAGAAAAUGGAUAUGGAUGACGCAUUAAUGUAUGAAGAAGACUUUGAUGAAAACAAUGGAAUUGAAGAGGCAGAAGAAAGUGCAAGGUUAAAACUUCUCCGCAAAGUUGCCUCAAUUGCCUCAAAACUUAAAGAAUUUAUUGGCAACAUGAUAGCCACUGCUGGAAAAGUAGUUGUUACAAUUUUACUUGGUAUAACAGGCAUGAUGUUGCCUUCUUUGACCUCAGCUGUAUAUUUCUUUGUAUUUUUGGGGUUAUGCACAUGGUGGUCCUGUUGCCGAGUAUUUGAUCCGCUGAUAUUCAGCUGUCUAUGUGUAUUAAUGGCCAUAUUUAGUGCAGGGCACUUGAUUGGACUUUAUCUGUACCAGUUUCAGUUUUUUCAAGAGAUCAUUCCACCUGGUGAUUUUUAUGCCAGGUUGUUUGGUGUCACUUCGAUAGUUCAGACCAACUGUUCAAAUACAUGGAAAUUCUUAGCAAAUCCAGACAUAAGUUGGUACCACUACACCAACCCUGUCAUGCUUUUAGUACUGUAUUACACACUGGCGACUCUGAUACGCCUUUGGCUGCAAGAACCUGUCGUGAUCUUUGAAGAAAAUAAGGAGAAUGAAGAAGGUGAGAUAGAGGGAGACUGCAGCCCACCUGCACUUACUGCAGAAAGAAGACGAAGUCUGUGGUAUGCUACUCACUAUCCCACAGAUGAGCGAAAACUUCUUUCCAUGACUCAAGAUGAAUACAAGCCAUCUGAUGUACUGCUUGUAACAGUUAACGGGACACCAGUGGACUAUCAUACAAUAAAUACGUCACUCCCUAUAGAGAAUGGACCUACUAAAAUAGAUAUGUAUUCUACACCUCAGUAUAAAUGGGAGCAUACAGAUGAAAUCUCAGAAAAGAAAGAAGAAGAAGAGGAAGAGGAGAUGGAAGUGGACGUUUCUGAGAAAAAGGAAAAUGCCAAAGUUCACGCUAUGGUGGCAGUUUUGCAGUUUAUUAUGAAGCAGAGUUACAUCUGUGCUCUUAUUUCUAUGAUGGCUUGGAGUAUUACAUACCACAGCUGGUUAACCUUUGUAUUGCUAAUCUGGUCUUGUGCUCUCUGGAUGAUUCGUGAUAGAAGGAAAUAUGCCAUGCUUAGUUCACCCUUUAUGGUUAUCUAUGGCAAUUUGUUGGUAACAUUACAAUACAUUUGGAGCAUAAAUUUGCCUACAGAACUUAAAGACAUUUCUGGUCUUCUUGAACGUAAGAGCCCGGAGGAACUCGCAUCAAAGAUACUUUUCAAUGUUACCUUUUGGCUUUUAUUGAGACAACACCUUACAGAGCAAAAACAUUUAAAGGAACAAGAAGCCACUUUGUCAGAAAUUAAAGUUGGGAGUCAAGAGAAAGAGGAAGAAAUACAAAAAGCUGAAGAUGAAGAAGAAGAUGAAAAUGAUAUUAUGAAGGUGCUAGGGAACAUGGUGAUGGCACUGUUUGUGAAGUAUUGGAUUUACGUUUGCGGAGGAAUGUUCUUCUUUGUCAGUUUUGAAGGGAAAAUAGUCAUGUACAAAAUCAUCUAUAUGAUGCUGUUCCUGUUCUGCGUGGCUCUGUAUCAGGUGCACUAUGAAUGGUGGAGACGGAUUUUAAAAUAUUUCUGGAUGUCUGUGGUAGUUUACACCAUGUUGGUGCUUAUCUUAAUUUAUACUUACCAGUUUAAAUCCUUCCCACCUCUCUGGAUGAACAUGACAGGAUUAGAUGAAGAUAAGCUAGCAGAUCUUGGUUUAGAAACCUUUACCAUUGGUGACCUGUUCACUCGUAUAUUUAUCCCAACGUCUUUUUUGUUGGUGUGCAUAUUACACCUUCAUUACUUUCAUGACCAUUUCCUGCAGCUCACAGACCUUAAGGUUGUAACCAGCAAACAGGACAACACAAUUUACAGAUUGGUGCAUCCAGACGGUAGUUUACCUGAUAUUACAAUGAUGAACUUAACUACAGAGUCUGAAAUGUUGGAAGAGAAGAAUGAAAAGCAGUUGGAAGUGUAUGGACAUCAAAAAGGUCAGGGUUCAGGAGAUGAAUGGGAGAAAGGAGAUGACAAAGGUGGAGGAGGAACUGAUGAGGACGAGGAGGAAGAGGCUGAGGAAGAAGAAUCAGAAGAAGAGGAAACAUCAGAUUCCAGAAAUAAAUGGCAUCUAGUUAUCGACCGCUUGACAGUCCUCUUCCUAAAGUUUCUGGAAUAUUUCCAUAAGAUGCAAGUGUUUGCCUGGUGGUUUCUGGAACUUCAUAUAAUAAAAAUAGUUACUUCGUACAUCAUAUGGGUGACUUUGAGAGAGGUAUCUUUGCUGAAUUAUGUGUUUUUGAUCGCCUGGGCAUUUGCAUUACCUUAUUCCCAGUUACGACCAUUGGCAUCUAGUGUUUGCACUGUCUGGACUUGUGUGAUCAUUGUGUGCAAAAUGUUGUAUCAACUCACAACAAUUGAGCCACUGAACUUUUCCAGCAACUGUACUAUGCCUUUUCUCAAUCAGACAAAUAUUGUCAGAACAGAAGACCUGCAGAAAUCGCUUCUGUACAGUGGUCCAAUUGAUCCAUCUGGAUGGGUUGGACUAAAAAAGUCCAUACCUCUUCUUUCAUACUUACGAAAUAACUUACUCAUGUUGUUCAUAUUAGCUUUUGAAGUGACCAUCUACCGGCAUCAGGAAUAUUACAGGUGUAGAAACAAUCUGACAGCACCAGUCACAAAAACAAUAUUUCAUAAUAUAACAAGACAUCACCUCGAUGACGGCCUCAUAAAUUGUGCCAAGUAUUUCAUAAACUAUUUUUUCUACAAAUUUGGUAUGGAGACUUGCUUCUUACUGUCUGUUAAUGUAAUCGGUCAGAGGAUGGAUUUCUUUGCCAUGAUCCAUGCAUUUUGGCUCUUUGCCGUACUGUAUAGACGAAGGAGAAAAGCAAUUGCAGAAAUCUGGCAUAGAUAUUGCUGCUUUCUUGCUUGCAUUAUUACAUUCCAGUAUUUCAUAUGUAUUGGCAUUCCUCCGGCUCCAUGUAAAGAUUAUCCUUGGAGACAUCAUGGAGCCAAAUUUAAUUCCAAUAUAAUUAAAUGGUUGUACUUUCCAGACUUUAUUGUGAGACCUAACCCCUUAUUUCUCAUCUAUGAUUUUAUGCUGUUGCUUUGCGCAUCUCUUCAAAAGCAAGUGUUUGAGGACGAAAAUAAGGCAGCAGUUCGUAUCAUGGCAGGGGAUAAUGUGGAAAUAUGUAUGAAUCUUGAUGCAGCAUCAUUUAGUCAGCACAAUCCAGUCCCUGACUUUAUCCACUGCAGGUCUUACCUGGACAUGUGCAAAGUAAUCAUGUUCAGUUAUCUCUUCUGGUUUGUCCUCACCAUUAUAUUCAUUACGGGAACUACAAGAAUCAGUAUAUUCUGCAUGGGCUACUUGGUGGCCUGUUUCUACUUCCUCCUAUUUGGAGGAGACUUACUGCUGAAGCCUAUACGAAGUAUCCUGCGCUUCUGGGAUUGGUUAAUAGCAUACAACGUCUUUGUUAUAACCAUGAAAAACAUAUUGUCGAUAGGGGCCUGUGGCUACAUAGACUCGUUGAUAGAAAACAGUUGCUGGCUAAUUCAGGCAUUUAGUCUGGCAUGCACAGUUAAAGGUUAUGAUAUCCCGAUUGACCAGAAGACCUGUCAGUUACCAAGUGGUGAGGCUGGUAUCAUCUGGGACAGUAUAUGUUUUGCAUUUCUCUUAUUGCAAAGACGAGUAUUCAUGAGCUAUUACUUCCUACAUGUAGUUGCGGAUAUUAAGUCUUCUCAGAUUCUUGCUUCAAGAGGAGCAGAACUGUUUCAGGCUACUAUUGUCAAAGCUGUAAAGGCAAGACUCGAAGAGGAGAAAAAAUCCAUGGAUCAACUGAAGAGACAGAUGGAUCGCAUUAAAGCCAGGCAAGAAAAAUAUAAAAAAGGUAAAGAAAGAAUGUUAAGUCUUGCACAGGAGUCAGGAGAAAGCCAUGAGAUUCAGAAACAUGAUGAGGAUGAUGAUGAAGGAGAAGCAGAAAAAGAGAAAGUCAAGGGCAAAAAAAAGCAGUGGUGGCGUCCUUGGGUUGAUCAUGCUUCCAUGGUCAGAAGCGGUGAUUAUUAUUUAUUUGAGACGGAUAGUGAAGAAGAAGAAGAAGAUGAAACUAAGGAUGAGGAUGAGCUCAGAAGAAAAUCUGCUUUCCAGUUUAUCUACCAAGCGUGGAUCACUAAUCCAAAAACUGCCCUGAGGCAAAGACGUAAGGAGAACAAAGAAGAAAAGGAAAGGGAAAUGAGACGGAAAGGUAAUGCAAAAGGUCACAUUAUUAUAGACUGUGAUGAGAAAGAAGAAAUCAAAAAGAAGUCGGAUGGUCCAGAUAAUGUCAUCAAAAGGAUAUUUAAUAUUUUGAAGUUUACAUGGGUUCUUUUCCUUGCAUCCCUUGAUAGUUUUACUGCCUGGCUUAAUUCAAUUUCUAGAGAACACAUUGAUAUCUCCACAGUGCUAAGAAUAGAACGUUGUAUGCUGACCAGAGAAAUUAAAAAGGGCAAUGUUCCCACAAGGGAAAGCAUUCAUAUGUAUUACCAAAAUCACAUAAUGAUGACAAUGUCUAGAGAGUCAGGGCUAGACAGAAUUGACAAUGAGCCUGGCCCUGCUUCCAGUCAUCAAGGCCAUGGAAAAAUCGCAAGUAAAAGGAUGGACAGUGCGGAUUCAGCUGCCUCUCAUGAUAGCAUGUCCAGCUGCAACACUGAAGCAACCAUGCUGUUCUCAAGGCAGUCCACACUUGAUGAUUUAGAUGGACCAGAGGCUAUACCAAAAACAAGUGAGCGCGCCAGACCUAGGCUUCGUAAAAUGCACAGCAUGGACAUGUCCUCUUCCUCUGCUGACAGUGGCAGUGUAGCAUCAAGUGAACCAACACAGUGUACCAUGGUCUACUCAAGGCAGGGAACAACUGAAACUAUAGAAGAGGCAGAUGAUGAGCAAGAAGAAGAUGGCAAAAGUCCAACCUCAAGAUUAGAUGCAUCGGAUGAGGACUAUUGUGUUGACCUAGAGGGAUCCGGCUAUACACCUGAAACAGAAAUGCCUCUAUAUUCCACAGCAGAUGGAGAUCUCCCCCCAUCUUACAGCAAAGCUGUCAGCUUUGAGCAGCUGUCAUUUACUUCCCAUGAUGAAUCUGCUGAUAAUAAUUUGAUGAUUCUAAGUCCAGAUGACAGCUGCACUGACAAGCAACACGAUGCUAUUCUGCCUUCUCUUACACAUGAAUUGACUGCAAGUGAACUUCUCGUAAAUAAGAUGUUUCAAGAUGAAGAACUGGAACACUCUGAGAAAUUUUACAUUGGACAGCCACGUUUUUUGCAGCUUAUUUAUGCUCUUUACAACACCUUAGUUGCCAGAUCAGAAAUGGUUUGCUAUUUUGUGAUUAUCCUCAACCACAUGAUCUCCGCUUCCAUCAUAACAUUGGUUCUACCAAUUCUCAUAUUUUUGUGGGCCAUGCUAUCUGUGCCACGUCCUAGUAAACGGUUUUGGAUGGCCGCCAUUGUAUAUACAGAGGUAACAAUCGUUAUCAAGUAUUUCUUCCAAUUUGGAUUUUUUCCAUGGAACAUUAAUUUGGAGUUGUACAAAGACAAACCUUACCAUGUUCCUAAUAUAAUUGGUGUGGAGAAGAAAGAAGGAUAUGUACUCUAUGACUUGCUUCAACUCCUUGCUUUGUUUUUUCAUAGAUCUAUUUUAAAGUGUCAUGGUCUUUGGGAUGAGGAUGAUGUGAGUGAUAAUGCCACCCAUAAGGAUGAUACAGAUGGGGAAAUUUCAGAAGGAUCAGAAAGAAGAGAUUCUGUUGGCUCAUUAAAAUCCGUUAACCUCGCAGCAUCUGUAGAAUCUAUCCAUGUCCAUUUCCCGGAGGAGAAGGCCGCCAUUAGAAGAAAGAGUUCUAGUAGUGGCUCACAAAUUUCCCACAGGUCUAGUUACUCCUCACACAGAUCAAAGAGAGGUAGCACCAGCACAAGAAACAGCAGUCAGAAGGGUAGCAAUACAAGUAUCAAACAGAAAUCGAGAAAGGAAUUGCUGAUGGAAAAACUUCGAGAGCAACUUAUCAAAGCUAAAGCAUUUACCAUUAAAGUAAUUCUUCAGAUAUAUUUGCCAAUCAAACAAUUUUUUUACAACCUCAUUCAUCCAGACUACAGUGCCGUGACAGACGUCUAUGUGUUAAUGUUCCUGGCAGAUACUGUAGACUUCAUCAUAAUUGUAUUUGGCUUCUGGGCAUUUGGAAAACACUCUGCUGCAGCGGACAUUACCUCUUCUCUGUCAGAAGACCAGGUACCAGAAGCAUUCUUGGUGAUGGUUUUGAUACAGUUUGGCACAAUGGUUGUGGACCGUGCACUCUAUCUCAGAAAAACUGUGAUGGGCAAAGUCAUAUUUCAGGUUAUUCUGGUGUUUGGUAUACAUUUUUGGAUGUUCUUCAUUUUACCUGGAGUAACAGAAAGGAAAUUCAGUCAGAACAUUGUCGCACAGCUAUGGUAUUUUGUGAAGUGUAUCUAUUUUGGACUGUCAGCGUAUCAGAUCCGCUGUGGAUACCCAACACGUGUUCUUGGGAACUUCCUCACAAAGAGCUACAACUAUGUCAAUCUUUUCUUAUUUCAAGGCUUUCGCCUGGUACCAUUUUUAACUGAGCUGAGAGCUGUCAUGGAUUGGGUAUGGACAGACACUACACUCAGUCUUUCCAGUUGGAUCUGUGUAGAGGAUAUUUAUGCACACAUAUUUAUACUAAAAUGCUGGCGUGAGUCAGAAAAGAGGUAUCCACAGCCACGGGGCCAGAAGAAGAAGAAAGUAGUGAAGUAUGGAAUGGGUGGAAUGAUCGUUGUACUUCUGAUAUGCAUUGUUUGGUUCCCCUUGCUUUUCAUGUCUCUAAUAAAAUCAGUUGCUGGUGUGACAAACAAGCCCCUGGAUGUGUCUAUUAAAAUAUCUUUGGGAGGUUUCCAGCCUAUUUUUACUAUGAGCGCACAACAGAACCAGUUAAAAGAAAUGGAUGCAGCACUGUACAAGUCAUUUGAGAAGCAUUUUAGUAAGGAAACUUCGGCCCUCCAGUUUCUGGAAGCAUAUGGAAGGGAAGACAUUACCAUUGCAGAACUAGAAGGGAAUUCAAACUCUUUAUGGACCAUUAGCCCUCCAAGUAGAAAGUCAAUGAUACAAAGCCUUAAAAACCUGGACCAUGACUUCACACUUGUCAUCUCUUGGACCAUUCAACGAAAUAUGAGCCUUGGAGCUAAAGCAGAAAUGACCGGGGAGAAGCAUACUGUCUCUUUGUCCAAUGCUACACGUUUAGCAAUCGCACAGAUGAUGAACUUAGACAAUGGAAAGACAGUAAUGCUUGAACACAUCUAUCCAUGGUAUAUCAAAGCACCAAGUGAUUCUACAGCAAAGCCCAUACUGCAGCUCCUCCAGAACCAAGAAUUUGUAAAUAUUACUGUCAGUCUCAAGAGAAAUGGUACUGGAGAUUUUGCCCGAGAGUGGUGGGUUCUAAAUCAGGUUAACAAGCAUUCUUCAAGCAACACUGGCUUGGAACUAUAUGUUUUCAGCGAUAAAGUCAGCCCUCCAAGCCUAGGAUUUUUAGCCGGUUAUGGAAUUAUGGGAUUGUAUGCUUCAGUGGUACUUGUAAUAGGAAAAUUUGUACGAGAGUUCUUCAGUGGAAUAUCCCACUCAAUCAUGUUUGAGGAGCUACCAAACGUGGACCGUAUCCUAAAAUUGUGCACAGACAUUUUCCUGGUAAGAGAGACUGGAGAACUGGAACUGGAAGAAGAUUUGUAUGCCAAAUUAAUAUUCUUAUACCGCUCACCAGAAACUAUGAUCAAAUGGACAAGAGAAAAAAAUAAAUAAUAUUAAUGAACUCAUUCAUUUGACAUCAUUUGGAUUAUUUUUUGACACUCAUGAGUAAUUCAUUUGACAUCAUUUGGAUUAUUAAAAGCACAAUAUUACCAUAGCUCCCAUAAGAGCUUGGACUCUUGCAAUGAAGAAGCAGUUACCUUGCACCAAUUCUACAGAGGGUCAGGUGUUUUUGGAUCUGAAGCCAACAAUAUCACACUAACUUUUCUUUAGAUUUCAAAAUCUUCAAAGGUAUGGCCAACACAAUGCGAGAGUGGGAAUACAGUUAUACGACUGUACCAGUUUCUUCAGCAAAGACAUCUCCUGGAAUGUGCAAUAUGCUGCUUUAGAAUGUUCUAAAUCUUUGAAAUGGCAAUUUGUUGUUGUUUUCUUUUUUUUUAUCAUCCCGGGAAGACCUGCUGCAUUGAAGGUUAGAUAAGUGACUGCACAAUUGCCUGUUAUAGGGAAAUAGAUCAUUAAUGCAUUCAAGCCUCACUCUACAUACAGAAAUACACAAACUGACAAUCUUGUUAACUGCCUUAUUUUAUUGGAACUUCCCAACCAAAUAUUGACUUUUCUCAGGAAAAUGAAAAAAAUACCCUAAAAACCAUGUAAAAAAAAACGCGAUGUCAACAGCUGUUCCUUUAAAAUGACUGUCAUAAUUGUUUCUCUGUUGUUACCGGCUGAGAUGCAUGCCUCUAACUUGUACCCACAGGACUUACUAGGGCUUGUACAUUUUGUUUCCAAAUGGAGAAGGAAAAUGUUUACAUGACACAUUCACCUUUCUUUUUUUACUAUAGUCUUAUUUUUAUGUCCACAGUUUACCAUAAGUCAAAAUGUCCUUAUUUAUUUCUAAUCUCAAACUUCCACAGUCUUCAUCAGGGGAAAGGUCUCAAUGUAAAAAUAAGAUGAAAAUUGAUAAGCAGCUGUUUAGAGGGGUUUUCCAAGUAAAAUAAAUGGCAAAAGGCAGAGGAGGGGUUAAAAUAAAAAAUACGGUAACCAGUUUAACCACCUCUGCCCCAGCACCCCUCACUCCAACCCACCUUGCCAAGCUUUGUUUACAUGCUGCAGCGGUAACAUGCCCGUAUACCACAUGUUCCCUGCAGCCAAUCACAAGGCUCAGCGGUCUCAUGCUGUUUGUCGCUGAGGUCAGCAGUCAUGUGUCAUAUAUGGACACAUCAUCACUGCAGCCAAGAAGAAGAUGUUAUGGCUGCAGCUACGGGGAGGAUUGAAGAGCCGACACCGGAGAAGAGGAGGUUUGAGCCAAUAAGAAUGCAUUCUAUUGGAAUUUUAACAUCUUCCUUGCCUUUUCUAAAAAUAAAUUUACCCUCGACAGCCCUUUUAAGGACUAGGUGGAGAAAGUUAGCAGUGGCUAGUAAUGAAGCACACACAAUCUUGUUUGCUGUUUCUUGCUUACAAUAAGCAUAUAGAUUUACUUGAAAAUAUUGUCAUUGCAGUCUUUAUUUGCAGCCAAAAGAAAAGUAAAAUACUGGAGAUUUUUAUUUUAUUUUUUACCUGAACAUUCCUUAUAUUUUAAUUAAGGGCUAAUAGUUAAUAAACACUGUUUGUAAAUUGCUAUAUGUAAUAUACAAAAGGCAUGCACUUAUGUAGUUCUCAGUGUGGCCCAUGUUAUAGUGAAUAGUGCAGAUAGUUAGUGAUUUAUGUCACAGAACUACCACCGUAAAACCUAACUUUUAUUAUGUAUAAUUAAUAAACUCUCGGUUGUCCCCAGUUUUGUGUUAGAUUCCUGGGCAGGGCAAAUGUCACUAAUGUCACUUAGAUGUCACUACGUAGAUAUGAAGUCCCAAAUGUCACUAUAUUAGGGACUCAAUUUCAUAAUUAGUGACAUCUUUGUGAUCAUACUCUUGCCUGGUAUAUUAUUAUCUUCACCAUUAUAGUUUUGUAGUACAGUUCUUGUAUGUAUACUUCCUGUCAUCCAUAUAUUGAAUAACAACUAUUGACAGUUCUUAACCUGUGCCAGGGACCUCUUAGAGACAGGAUCGCCCUUAUCAGGGUGGCUAUUCCAUUUAUAGGCAGGGCCUGAUUAUCUUAGGGACAAUAUUGAGGGACAGUUUUGCUCUUUAAUUUCCCUGCCCUGUCCCGGAAUCUAACAGAAAACUGGGGACAGACGAGAUUUUAUUGAUUAUACAGAAUAAAAGUUACAUUUUAUGGUGGUGGUUCUAUGACUUAUAGCUGUUUCUCACACUACCUUGAGUAAUCUGAUACACUGACGGUCACAUUGUCAGAACUGUGAUCUACAUUAUUAUAUUUAGUCAGUCAUUCUUAAACAUACCUGUCAUGUUUGCACCAUAGGGCAGCCAUUUUGUUGACACUAUCGGUAAUCAAAUGAGACUUCUUCACCUAGAAAUUAUUGGUACAAAUAGUAGCGCUAGUGACUAACAGUUGCAACAGUAGUGGAACCAAUAUGCUACUGAUUGCUGGUUUUAACAAAAUGGUUGCCUAAACUCUUUGUAGGUAACUGCAAGACUCCGAGCAGCACCAGAAUGGGGUCAAUCAGUGUGGUAUUCGCAUUGGGUUAGAUUUCACUGGCAUCCAGAAACCGAUUAUUAUUUUAUUAUUCUUAUCACCAAAACAAAAGGAUGUCUUAGGAAAACCUCUUCUGUAGCUUGCUGCUAUAAGUGGACCCUUUCAUGUAUGCCAUUUAAAGGGAAUGUUUUAACCACUAAAUUUUUACCAUGCAGUCAUCAUAUUGUAAAUUUCAGUGAUGAGCUGUUCCCUGGAAGUUAGAAUGACCUAAAAGUAUUUAUUUCUGUACAUUAUUGAAAAAAAAGAUUUUACUUCCUUGAAUCUUACAUUGCAUGAUGAAGCAGCAGGUGCUAUGGUCAUAUAACUGCUGUAAUAUUUUACUGGUAAUGGAUGAUGUUUGUAGAAUACUGUUUGCGUGACAUGGGACUUUUCCAAUGGCUGCUUUUUUUCUUACAAAGAAGACAUUU